AUGACGGAAGUACAAUUGCAAGAGUUUAAACUAGACCCUGAUUCCGAAUUGAGGUUCGAAGUGGAAUCGAAGAAUGAAAAAGUUGUGUUAGAGGUCAAGAGUGGUUAUGCAGAGUUGUUUGGCACUGAAUUGGUAAAAGGAAAGCCUUAUGAGUUCCAUACGGGUGCCAAAGUAGCUGUGUUCACAUGGCAUGGUUGCACUGUCGAGUUACGAGGGAAGACUGAAGUCAGUUAUGUGGCUAAAGAAACACCUAUGGUGGUCUACCUUAAUGUCCAUGCAGCCUUGGAACAACAGAGGGUAGCAGCUGAGCAGGAGUCCACACGAGGACCAGUCACAAUGGUUGUUGGACCAGGAGAUGUUGGAAAGUCCACACUAACGAGGAUACUACUCAACUAUGCAGUCAGAAUGGGCCGCAGACCCAUUUACGUGGAUCUUGAUGUGGGGCAGGGGUCUAUUAGUACCCCUGGCACUGUUGGUGCAUUGCUAGUAGAAAGGCCAGCAUCUAUCGAAGAAGGCUUCAGUCAGCAGGCACCGUUAGUUUACCACUUUGGUUAUAGCCACCCUGGAGAAAACCUAGAGUUAUAUAACACCAUAGUGUCCAGGCUAGCUGAGGUUAUCGCUGAGAGAUGUGAAAAUAACAAAAAAGCAUCAACAUCUGGGGUCAUAAUCAACACUUGUGGCUGGAUUAAAGGUUCAGGAUAUAAAGUGCUGAGUCAUGCUGCACAAGCUUUCGAGGUCGACGUUAUAUUGGUUCUGGACAACGAGAGGCUUUACAAUGAAUUAAAGAGAGAUAUGCCAAAGUUCGUCAAAGUGGUGUAUCUUCCCAAGAGUGGUGGCGUUGUGGAGCGGUCAUCGACACAACGCGCCGAGGCAAGAGACGCUCGUAUCCGCGAAUAUUUCUAUGGGAAACGAACCCCUUACUAUCCUCAUUCCUUCGACGUCAAGUUUAGUGAUCUUAAAAUAUACAAGGUGGGGGCGCCGUCUCUGCCGUCGUCGUGCAUGCCGCUGGGCAUGCGCGCGGAGGACGCGCUCACCAAGCUGGUGACGGUGUGGCCCUCGCCCGCGCUGCAGCACCGCCUGCUCGCCGUGUCCUUCGCCGCCGGCCCCGAGGACGACGUGCUGCACUCCAACCUCGCGGGCUUCGUCUGCGUGACGGCAGUAGACAUGGACCGUCAGAUGAUAACGAUCCUGUCCCCGCAGCCACGUCCACUGCCCAACACCGUGCUGCUGCUGUCGGAGCUGCAGUACAUGGACAACCAUUAG
Arctia plantaginis is the source of this 1263-nucleotide messenger RNA. Lineage: Eukaryota; Metazoa; Arthropoda; Insecta; Lepidoptera; Erebidae. The record is from the annotation of a GenBank genome assembly.